Molecule: messenger RNA, 888 nt
Organism: Emiliania huxleyi CCMP1516
Lineage: Eukaryota; Haptophyta; Isochrysidales; Noelaerhabdaceae
Exons: 8
Coding region: 25-888 (287 amino acids)
Biological process (GO): double-strand break repair via homologous recombination
Cellular component (GO): MCM complex; nucleus
Molecular function (GO): ATP binding; single-stranded DNA binding; single-stranded DNA helicase activity
Source: RefSeq, a predicted model, not a curated record
CGGCAGCGCGUCGCGCGUCGGGCCAUGCACUGCAUCUUCGACGUGGCCGUCACAUUGGACUCCGAGUACGAGAAGAUGAUGGCAGAGUACCUCCAGGCCGCCCACGUGCAGGAGGUGGUCGACAUCCUGCUCGAGCUCGACAACACAUCGUCGCGCCACUACUCGAUCGCGAUCAGCUUGCACGACGUGCUGGACUGGGACGGCGCGCGAGGCGCGUGGCUCGGCACCUUCCUCGUGCACGAGCCGAGCCGCGCGCUUCCCCUCUUCGAGGAGGCGAUCCGUGCCGUCCAGCGCUCCGUCAUGGCGGCGCACGAGGACGGCCACUUCAUGUCGGUCAAGCCGUCGGUCCACGCGCGGCUCUACCGGCUCCCCCACUGCACCGAGCUGCGCAAGCUCAACGUCUCCUCGCUGCGAGCCGACGACUCCAACUGCCUCAUCCAGGUGCCGGGCACGGUGAUUCGCACGGGGCAACUCAAGAUGCUGCAGCUGUCGCGCGAGUACGAGUGCGCCAAGUGCAAGUUCCGGCACACGGUGCGGGCGGAGCUCGAGGAGCGGCACCAGAUGUCGCUGCCCGCCGAGUGCACCGCCUCGGGGGGGACGGGCAAGCCCUGCGGCGGCACCAAGUUCGAGCUCGUCGACGGGAGCGAGGAGUGCCACGACUACCAGGAGGUGCGCAUCCAGGAGCAGGACGACCUCAUCGACGCGUGCAAGCCCGGCGACGACAUCACCGUCGUCGGCACUCUGCGCAAGCGCUGGCGGCCCCUCUCGCGCGGGAACAGGCCCGACGCGGAGCUCGCCAUCGACGCGCUGCACGUGCACGUCCACAACGAUGAGGGAGCCUGCGUGGGCGCCAGAGGACUGUCUGAGGACCGUCUGAGGACUGUGUGA